AGGAGACYUAAACAAACCCGAACCUGUUGGUUGAUCUCCGGUCUCCUCUGCUCGCAGCUCAACAUCAUGGGAACCGAGUUCACGGAGCCGGGGAUCCCAGCAGACCCGGUGGGCAAGCGGGUCUCCUGCGACGGGGAACGGGCCACGGUGCGCUACGUGGGCCCGGUACCACCAACCACCGGGCUGUGGCUCGGUGUGGAGUGGGAUAACCCAGAGAGAGGCAAACAUGAUGGCAGCCAUGGAGGAGUUCAGUAUUUUACAUGCAGACAUCCUAAAGGAGGUUCCUUUGUCCGCCCAGCGAAGGCGAGUUUUGGAGUGGACUUCCUGACUGCUUUACAACAGACCUAUGAGACUAACACAGAAGAAGUGUUGAGUCAAGAAAUUGUAGUUUCUUCAAAGAAGUUGAAGUGGUGGUGUGUUGAAGAGCGCAGGUUUGAUAAUCUUCAGUCAGUGGCGCUAAACUGCAAGGAGGUGAAUGGACCAGGGCCUCCAGGAGAAAUCAGGAAAACAGCACCUAAUGUUCAGUGGUUGGAACUCGGCAGUUCUCUGUUGGCAUCUUGGGAAGAUGUAUCUGCCAUCACRGAGCAGCUGGAGAUGCUGACGCAACUUCAGCUCAGCAACAACAGAUUAAGAUUACCGUCUGACCCCUGGUCUCACUGCCAGGCUUUCUCCAACGUCAGAAUCCUUACCCUAAACAAUUGUAUGCUCUCCUGGCCGCAGGUUCUGGAGUGUGCCGUCAUGUGGCCUCAGCUGGAGRAUCUGUGUUUAGAGAAAAACUGCAUAACUGAGCUGCAAAGGCCCAAGGGAGGAGCACUGCAGACACUGAAAUGUCUCAAUCUGUCCUGUAAUCCUUUACUGCAGGACAGCAUCCUCUGCCUGUCUGCUCUGCCCAGAUUGGAGCAACUGAACCUGUCCAGCACCGGACUGUCUGCCAUCCGGUUUGAAGAUGCUGCUCCAGGAUGUUGCACGGCCAUGUUUCCAGCUUUGAAGUUUCUCAGUSUGGAUCAUAACAACAUCUCUGAGUGGUGUGUAAUUAAUGAACUUGCCAAACUUCCCUGUUUGGAGAGGCUUUCAUGUCGAAACAACAAACUGGUGAGCAGRGACGGAAAUCCCAAAACAGUCGAUCAGAUGCUUAUUGCCAAACUGGAGAAACUGGUCAUCCUGAACAACUGUGAGGUCACCUCUGAGGAAAGAAGGGGGUCGGAGCUUGACUACAUCAAGAUGUUUGGAGAAGAGUGGCUAGCGGCAGGGGGACCGGGCCAGACCAGCACCCAGUUUACCGAGCAGCACCCACAAUACCAGAAACUCAUCAAAAAGUACGGCGCACCAGACAAAGGCGAGCUGAAGAAGGCGGAGCCGUUUGCCUUGAAGAAUCAGCUGUUAAAGAUCACAUUUGUGUUUCCUGAUGAUGCUGACAGGAAGCCGAUAGAGAAGAAACUUCCAGCCUUCAUGGUUAUUCAGAAGGUGAAGGGACUCCUGCAUCGGCUGCUGAAGGUCCCAGCUGCUGACCUGAGGCUCACCUACACCACCUCCAAGAAGGAAGGAACAGAGUAUGAUCUCAACAAUGACCUGAAGACGCUACAGUAUCACUCUAUAGAGGAUGGAGACCAGAUUCUGGUGCGCUGGCUCUGACCCUGACCACUGACAGAUGGACCCACUGCUCUUCUACAGUUACUGAAGUCAGGCUGGACGUCCGUCCUGCUGCCUGUCAGUCUAAAUGAGCCCUGACACCUGACUUUAGAAACGUGGAACAUCUGAUCUCAAAGGAGUGAUGUGAUGACUGACAGGUGGCAGGUAUCUACAGUCACAGUACUGCAGAAGAAGAGAACCAGGAGGAACUAAAGCAGAACAUGCAAACCUUUAAAUGUAAAAGUGAUCAGAUAAACUCUUGAUGUUACUAAUGAA
Austrofundulus limnaeus is the source of this 1905-nucleotide messenger RNA. It is a transcript of the gene tbce, whose product is annotated as tubulin folding cofactor E. The record is from RefSeq and is a predicted model, not a curated record. Lineage: Eukaryota; Metazoa; Chordata; Actinopteri; Cyprinodontiformes; Rivulidae. Gene Ontology annotation, molecular function: protein binding.